GACCAUAAACAACAGCAGACGCCAAUUAUACAGAAACUAUACCGUGGCGUCAUGGAGUAGCGGUGCUUCCGGGGCUCUUGUGAUUUGUUAAAUAAAUAUUUCUUCGCUUUUCUGGAGCUAAAGAAGCCGGCGAAGCUAGUUGGCUAAUAGAACAGCAGCUGCUAUGAUAACAGGCUGGAGAUGAUCGAGUGUUUAGCCAGGGAUGUGCAGGAGCAACUGCGGUCCAGUGUCGCGGUACCGUCGCUCCAGCAGUGCGUGGAGGAGCUGGUUCUGAACAGCCUCGAUGCCGGGGCGACGUGCGUUGGGGUCCGCAUGGACCUGGGGGCGUUCAAGGUCCAGGUCAUCGACAAUGGUGCUGGGAUUGGAGCCGAGGACAUGGAACGGGUCGGGAAUCGGUACCACACAAGUAAAUGCCGCACAGUGGACGAUCUGGACCAGCUGAGGUUCUAUGGGUUCCGCGGAGAGGCGGUGGCCAGUCUGGCGAAUCUGGCUUCGCUUGUCGAGAUCACGUCCAAAACCAGAACUUCAGCGAACACGCUGGUCAAAGUCUUCAAGCAGGGAAAAGGCUCGGAUGUGUUCCAGUCAGACACGGACCGUCCGUCCGCCGGAACCACAGUGGUCAUCUGCAACUUCUUCCACAACCUGCCAGUGAGGAGGAAGAGGACUGACCCGGUUCUGGAGGGGGAGCGGAUCAGACACAGAGUGGAAGCGGUGUCUCUCAUGCAGACCUCAGUGUCCUUCACCCUGAAGAACGACGCCACCGGGACCAUGAUGGUCCAGCUGCCCAAAGCCAGAGACAUGUACCAUAGGUUUAUCCAGAUCCACGGCUUGGCUCGGGCCCAGAAGCUGGCGGAGGUCCGACACAGCCGAGCUCAGUUUGAGGUGGUGGGCUUCCUCGGCAGGGAAGGUCACUACAACAGCCGCCUCCAGUAUCUGUACAUCAACGGCCGAUUCUUGCUGAAGACGCGGAUCCACAUCCUGCUCAACCAACUCCUGCGACAGCUGGGCAGCACCAAACACAACAGCCCCGAGACGCUGAGCGCCACGCGGAGUCCCCGGCAGAAGCGCGGCCAGGAGCUCCACGCCGUCUACGUCAUCAACAUCACAUGUCCUCGCUCGGAGUACGAUGUUUGCUUGGAACCUGCCAAGACCCUGGUGGAGUUCAAAGACUGGGACGGGGUUCUGCUCUGCGUGGAAGAAAUGGUCAAGUCUUUCCUAGUCAGGGAGAACUUAGACUCUGCUGUGCAAGAUGAUUCAGAUGACGGGGAUCCAGCAGAAGACGAUCCUGGUCGAAAUGGUGACACAGCCUCGCCAGACUGCUCCCGCUGGAUCACGUUAGCAUCCGAGACUGUUUAUCGUAAAUUCCAAAGUGAAACGUGUGAGCAGACAGAAGAACAGAAGACGACUUCAGCACCAGAGCAAGCUUCUGAUGGAGAACUGGGUAACCUUCCUGAAGUGGAGGACAAAGAUGAUGAAGAACAUGAACCCCAGAGUGACACAGCAGAACAAGAGGAAGAAGAGGAAACAGAACACAGGAGGAUGCGUUUGUUGAAGGCGCACAGGUUCGACAGGUUACAGGCUACGGCCGCAGAAUGUAGAAGUUUGUCCAAGGGCAAAAGGUCGGGUGAGGACCUGCGAGGACAUGCAGCUCCAAAGAUCUCCAGGUGUUGGAGGAUCUCCUUGUCGAACCAGCUUGGGUCUCUGGAUACUUUCAGAAGGCUCUAUGGGAAACCAGAGACAGCGACGAGGAGUUCUCAGAGUCUGCUCAGUCAGAAGGUUCAGUCUGGGUCCGGGAAGGUCCUCAAAACCCCAACAGGUUUCCCAUCUUCCUCACAGUUAAACCCCAACCCGAUACUGUCCGGACCAAAACCGUCUCUGGCUGCCAAAGUGAACCAGCUGAAGCAAAACACUGGACCAAAGGAGGCCCAGAAUGACGCCGCCGCUCAGGACGCCAACAACAACGCGGGCGGCGGUGAACCUGUCCAGGGUGAAGACCUGGACUCGGAGGGUUCCGGAGACUGGCUCCAUCACUAUAGCGCCUCCGCAGGACGGAUGGUCUACGUGAACAGAAGGACCGGACUCAGCCGGUACCAGGAGCCCCAGGAGAAUCAGGUCCACUGCACCAGCGACGUCACCAACUUGGCCGUCAGUGUUGUCUCAGAGGAAGGAGGAGAACAUCGGUGCUACCCGUUCCAGAGAGACCUGGUUCUGCCCUUUCUACCCAAAUCCAGACUGGACCGAGUUCUGAGUGCUGGGACGGGAGAUAGAGGUGAGAGUUCCGUCUCCAGCUCGCUCUCCUCCAUGUACUCCAAAUGGCAGAACCCUGUGUUUGUGCUCCCCCCGGAGGUGGGUGUCGACGUCUGUAGUGUCCAGACUGAGCGGCUGAAGGUGAAAACCCACAACAUCCUGUUUCCAUAUCGCUUCACCAAAGACAUGAUCCCUUCCAUGAAGGUCAUCGAUCAGGUGGACAGGAAGUUCCUGGCCUGUCUGAUCAACACCACCGAGGAAGGAGCGGGCGAAGGAAACCUUCUGGUUCUGCUGGACCAGCAUGCGCUCCAUGAGCGGGUCCGACUGGAGACUCUGGUGGCAGAUUCUUACAAAGACACAACAGAGGGACGACGGCUGAGCUCGUCCAAUGUCGUUCCACCUCUGGAGGUUGAAGUUCCAGACGAGGAGCUGCGGCUGCUCAGGUCGUGUGAGGACCAGCUGCGCAGUCUGGGACUGGAGCUGACCUUCCCGCUGACUCCUGACUCCCCCCUGCUGGUUCACUCCGUUCCUCUCUGCUUCCUGGAGAAGGAGAGAAACGAGGUGAAGAGGAGGAGAGCGUCUGUCAUCAAGCCUCUGGUGGAGGAGUUGCUCCGGGAGCAGACGGAGCUACUCCGAGAGAGCGGUCGCGUGCGAGGAACGCUGCCACUGACGGUGCUCAACGUUCUGGCCUCUCUGGCUUGUCACGGAGCAGUGAAAUUCAACGACCAGCUAAGCAGAAACGAGUGCAGCAGCCUGGUGGCGUCGCUGUCGUCCUGCCAGCUGCCGUUCCAGUGCGCCCACGGUCGCCCGUCCAUCACCCCGCUCGUCGACUUCCUGCAUGUGGAUUUACAGCCCGAGGAAUCUCUGAAGCCGAACCUCCACAAGCUUACAAGAAUGUACAAGUCCUGGCAGCUAUAUGGGAAAACAUGACAACUCUGUCGCUGUAGUCAUUUAAUAAACUUUUGUUUUGUCUUUUUUUGUCGCAAUCUGAGGCAAAAUAUUGAU
Messenger RNA from Synchiropus splendidus (mandarinfish), 3252 nucleotides. RefSeq names its product mutL homolog 3 (E. coli) (gene mlh3). Bases 181 to 3177 code for a protein of 998 amino acids. Gene Ontology annotation, cellular component: mismatch repair complex. NCBI's taxonomy places the organism in Eukaryota, Metazoa, Chordata, Actinopteri, Syngnathiformes, Callionymidae. The record is from RefSeq and is a predicted model, not a curated record. Gene Ontology annotation, biological process: mismatch repair. Gene Ontology annotation, molecular function: ATP hydrolysis activity; mismatched DNA binding; protein binding. The transcript is spliced from 13 exons.